This is a messenger RNA of Drosophila yakuba, 969 nucleotides long. RefSeq lists its product as uncharacterized. Lineage: Eukaryota; Metazoa; Arthropoda; Insecta; Diptera; Drosophilidae. Bases 31 to 891 code for a protein of 286 amino acids. The record is from RefSeq and is a predicted model, not a curated record. The transcript has 2 exons.
GAUCAGUUGAUUUUCCACACCCAAGCGAAGAUGAUGUUCCUCAAAGACUGGAGAUCCCAUGUUCUAUUCGUCCUGCUGCUGAUGGUCCGCGGAUCGCUGUGUGUGCCCGCUCUGGAUGCAGCUCCUCCCGCUGCCACGCCCAACACCGUCGAAGAGUCGGAAAAUCUGGUCGAGGGAAGUGGCGAACCAGUUGUCGCCCCCACAGACGCGGUGCCUACAACCAACAAUGAAACUAUUCCUCCGGCUGAUGGAAAUUCGGAAGCAGCGGUGCCUGACAAUGUGGCCAGUGGAAGCAGCAUUGAUCCCACGGCCAUUUACGCUGGGGGAAUCCUCACUCCCGAGGCCUUUCAGCAGUACUUGACUCAGUAUGGUGCCUAUGCUCCCUACUCCUACCCGGCUCCCGUUGCGGGAGCAGCAGCUGGCAUUUACCCGUACCCUGGACCCAUUGUGGUGCAGACGGGCUACGAGGGAUUCCUGAUGCCCACAAAUUCAGCCGGACAAUCGGACAGCACCACUGUGCUGGCUCCCGCUGCACAGCCCAGCUCCUCGAAUCCGCUGAUGACAUUUGUCUCCAAUCUUCUGCCCACGAUCCUGAUGUCCACGCUCUUUCGCAUCGCCGCCGUGAUUGUGUCCGCCGUGGGCAUCAUCCUGUUCGGCGGUGCCAUCACCAGUGCGCUCUGCAGGAUCACCCCGAUCUGUGAAAUACCCGCCCGUGCUGUGAAUAUCCUGCGCACGGGUGGUGCUCAGGAUGUGGGUCGCAUGCUGGCCGAGGAGAUGACUCCGGAGCGGGUGCGUCGGGCAACAGAAUUCGUGCGCAACGCCAUCCGGAAGUACAAGCAACUGCAGAAGCUGGUGGAGGCCUCGGAGGCGGUGACCGAGUUGACUAACUAGGAAUGGCGCAGUGGGUGUAGGUUUAGUGCUGGCUCGUAAAUUAAGUGGAAUGCAAAAUAUACUUUUAAUGCUAUAAAA